This is a messenger RNA of Spinacia oleracea (spinach), 11075 nucleotides long. RefSeq lists its product as uncharacterized. Lineage: Eukaryota; Viridiplantae; Streptophyta; Magnoliopsida; Caryophyllales; Amaranthaceae. Gene Ontology annotation, molecular function: zinc ion binding; nucleic acid binding. The coding region runs from base 1974 to 3785 and encodes 603 amino acids. The transcript has 8 exons. The record is from RefSeq and is a predicted model, not a curated record.
GAGCAAGCAUCGAGCGACAAAGGAAUUAGGAAAUGCACACUUGUCCCUAAGGACAAGUGGGAGACUGAAGGAAAUAAUGCCCUUGGUCCAAGUAUGCAUUCUAUAUUAAGUCUAAUAAAUGCGGUUCAGUAUUAAUUAACAAGUUAAUAAAUUCAGUGAGAUCAAGUGAGCUGAAUGCCUAGCUAGAGGCCGCUUCAGUUCAAGUGGAAUUAAUGAUAUUAAUCCACAGCUUACUCUUGACUGAACCCGUAGGGUCACACAAAUAGUACGUAAACGGAUCAAGUAUUUAAUGGCAUUAAAUACUCCAUCUAUGAAUAUUCGGAACCGACGGAUCUUGGUUUCAGUGGGAGCUAAGAUCGUCACAGGCAAGAAAUGAAUACUCCGGAAACGAUGAUAUUGCCGGAAACGGAAAUAUGGAUCGUAUCGGAAAUAUAAAUAUUAUCCAAGUCGUAGAUGUUGCCGGAAACGGAAACAUGGUACGUAUCGGAAAAUAUUAUCGGAAAUGGAAAUAUUGCCAGAAUCGGAAAUAUUGCCGGAAACGAAAAUAUUGUCAGAAUCGGAAAUAUUACCGGAAUCGGAAAAUAAUUCCGGAAACGGAAAUAUUAAAUAGUUGUUCGAAACGGAAAUUAAUUCCGGAAUCGGAAAUAUUAAAUAUUGUUCGUAUCGGAAAUGAAUUCCGGAAUCGGAAAAUUUAAUCGGAAGCGCAUCGUACGAAUAAGCAUCGGACGAGGCCUGCCGGACGAGGCCCAGCACGAAACCAGGCCAUCGCCCAGCAAGCCAAGCGCGCCGCACAAACAGCCACGCCAGGCCCAGCGCAAGGCCAGGCCCAGCAGGCUGCGCAGCGCGCACAGCGCGCAGCGCGCGCGGGCGCUGCGUGGGCUGCUGCUCGCGCGCACGCAUGGGGGCCCAUCGUGGCUGCCGUGCGUGUGUGUGCAAGUGUUUGUGUUCGUGCACGUUUCCUAAAACAUGCAGAGUUCGGUUAAUGAUUAAAUUCCUAAUUCUAUUUGAUAAAUUAAUUAAAUUAGAGUUCUUGUAGGAUUCUAGGUUUAAUUAAUUUGUAUCUGAAUAGGAUUUCGAUUCCCUUUCCAUACCCCUAUAAAUAUGAGGCUAGGGCUCACAAUUUAUAACAAGUUUCAAAGUAUUCAAAAAGUGAGUUUUUUGAGAGAAAAUUAAAACACACAUCUUGCUCAUAAAGUGCCAAAAUUUUCUAGUACCUUAAGGGCGAUUCUAGUUGGUCAAUCUUAAGGCGGAUCCGGACGUGCUGUGGACUAUCUACGGAGGGACGACACUUGGAGUCCUAAAGACUUGUUCUUGUUCGGUUCGGGCGCAGCUAGGGAGGGCACGCAACAAAGAGUAUGCAUCUAAAUUAUGCUAUAUGAUUAUGUGUAAAUAAUAUGUUGUCCUGGGUUAAUGGUUGUUUCCGCAUGAUCUAUGUAAUGUCAUAUGUAUCAUAACCUCACACUUAUAUCUUGUAUUAGUAUUAGUUUAAUAUUUCUUUGUUUCAAUCUAAAGUGUUGAGUUAUUGUAUGAUAAGCCUGAGUCAGGCUUACUUGAGCAAGAGAGAAGAUCUCACAAGAGAUCUGUGAGGAGAAGCAGUUGAGGGACUGUUUCUAUAAGGGAAGGAACAACGAGGGGUUGUUCCUGGUCAUCUGUAGUCAGAGGCGACUAACAGAUUGUGGCCCGAGUAGAUUAGGCUUGUAAAGAAACUGAGUUGUUUUGCCUAACUAGUGAAUGUGUUUAAGUCCCCAAAGGGGCCGUGGUUUUUUUCCUCUCUAUUGGGCCUAGAGAGUUUUCCACGCUAAAUCUCGCUUGCAUAUUUUACUGUUUCUGUUCCUAGUAGUUUAAUUUUUGUAAAACCGUAAAAUAUCAAUUCACCCCCCCCUCUUGAGGAACUCUGUGAAACUAACAAUUGGUAUCAGAGCCAGAACCCUUUAACUGCAGGUAAUUCUAUCGGGAAAAAUGAUUCUGAAGCUAUGAACACCACUGAGAAACUCGAAGAGGGAUACUCAACUCAACGACCUCCAAUGUUUAGUGGCAAAUACUAUUCAUAUUGGAGAAAUAGGAUGGAGAUCUUUAUCAAGGCUGAGAACUAUCAAGUAUGGAGAGUCAUUGAAGUUGGAGACUUCCAAGUCACUAAGCUAAACACCUCUGGUGAAACCGUUCCUAAACCAAUUGCUGAAUUUGACAAAGCCGACUACGAAAAGCUCGAGCUUAAUGCCAUGGCUGUCAAAAUUCUUCACUGUGGACUAGGUCCAAACGAGCACAAUAGAGUAAUGGGAUGCAAGAAUGCGAAGCAAAUUUGGGAUCUGCUCCAAGUUACUCAUGAAGGAACAAACGAAGUCAAAAGAUCAAAGAUUGAUCUUUUAAUGCACCAGUAUGAGUUGUUCACCAUGAAGCCUUCUAAAACAAUUCAAGACAUGAUCACCCGCUUCACUAACAUCAUCAAUGAAUUGAACUCUCUUGGCAAAAUCAUAACCCCUGAGGAACAAGUUAGAAAGGUUCUAAGAAGUCUUCCACAGGAUCCCUGGAUGGCCAAGGUAACUUCUCUUCAGGAAACUAAAGACUUCACCAAGUUUAACCUGGAACAACUAGCUGGAUCCCUCCUGACUCAUGAACUGCAACUAAAUGCACGACCUUCAGAGAAUAACAAAAAUAGGGCUCUCGCUCUAAAAACUGAAAAUGAUGAAAACUCUGAAGAGGGUGAGGAAACAGCCCUAUUUGCUAGGAGAUUCAGAAGAAUGUUCAGAAACUAUAAAGAUGGAGAUCACAGAGGCAAACCUAACCGGAAAUUCUCCAAAACUGAUACUGGAUGCCAUAAGUGUGGAAACUUGGAACAUCGUAUUAGGGAAUGUCCUCUCUGGGAUCAAGAACGAGGAAAAGGAAAGGAAACAACCAAAGACAGAUUCAAAGAUAACAGGAACUCAUUCUCCAAAACUGAGGUAAAAAAGGCCAUGAUUGCUGCAUGGGGAGACACUUCUUCGGAUGAGGAACAGGAACAACCCAACGAAGAAACAGCUCACCUAUGCCUUGUAGCUGAACAUGAAGAAGAUGGAUCUGACUCAGAAUCUGAAAAAUUCCAGGCAAGUCUCGCUCAAAUUAAAAAUAAACUUGAAUCUCUUUCCAAAUUAGAAUUGUUUGACCUACUUUCCUGUCUCACUAGUGAUUAUGAGGAUCUCCUAAAAGAAAAGUUAGACUCUGAUAAAGAACACCAGACUACCAUAAAGGAACUUACUGAUGAGCUAGAAUGGAAAAAAAAUACUAACAUAGAUAUAGACAAUCGGUUCUUUAACCUCUUUGAUCAGAACCUCCACAUAAAAGAAAUCUGUGAAGCCUUGCGAAUUGAAAACACCUGGCUAAAACAAGAAUUGAUUGAUCUAGAAGUAGCCAAGACUAAAAGCCUUUACAAAGGUGAACUAGAAAGAACUCAACUGGAACUAGUCAAGAUUCACCAAGAAAAGACCAACCUAGAAGAUGAACUAGCUAGAAAGACUAGACACAGAAUAGAAGGAACACCUAAAUGGAUAGAAGAAGCUAGAACCAAACACACAGAAGGACUAGGUUUCAAUUAUAAGAAACGUCACCCUAGAAAGACUAGAGUAGAUCUCUACAGUGACAUAGUAUGCUCCUUUUGUGGUCUAAUUGGUCAUUACAGAAACUCAUGUCCCAAAAACCAAAAAGGCUUGGAAAAGAACAUAGAACACACCAGAACUAAAUGGGUAAAGAAAAGCGAUUUGAUUCCAAGCAAGGAACCCAAGCUAUGCUGGGUUCCUAAAAACUCUAACUAAAAAUUCUCAUGCAGGUCGAAGUGAGGGGGAACAACACAUGGUAUCUAGACAGCGGAUGUUCCAAGCACAUGAUAGGAGACAGAAACAGAUUUCUCUCACUCACGACCUAUGAAGGUGGAACUGUGACCUUUGGCGAUAAUAAAAAAGGUAACAUCAUUGGGAUUGGCAAGGUCGGUAAGUCAAAGUCUCACUCCAUCGAUAAUGUAUUUUUAGUUGAAGGUCUAGGACAUAGCUUGUUAAGCAUCUCUCAAUUCUGUGACAAAGGAAAUUAUGCUAAAUUCUUCUCGAAUAAAUGUCUGAUUAUCAACAGUAACACUGAUACGGUGAUCUUAGAGGGAUAGAGGAAAGGGAACACAUAUGUGGUUAACCUUAACUCUGUUCCUCACUCCAAUCUGACCUGUCUCAGUGUUAUUGAAGAUGAUCCAUUAUUGUGGCAUAAAAUAUUUGGUCAUGCUAGUUUCUCUCUAAUGAACAAGUUGAAUUCAAAAAAUUUAGUCACAGGUCUUCCGAAUACCAAGUUCGCAAAAUUAUCAGUAUGUGAUGCCUGUAUCAAAGGAAAACAAGUAAGGACUUCCUUCAAGUCUAAGGGAAUAAUCAGUACAACAAGACCACUGGAGCUGAUCCACAUGGAUUUAUGCGGACCAAUGAUAACUCAAAGCAGAAGUGGAAAAAGAUAUGUGCUUGUAAUUGUAGAUGACUUCUCAAGGUACACAUGGGUAAUUUUCCUAGCCAGCAAGGAAGAAACAUUUGAAGAAUUCGUGGAAUUUGCCUCUAGGGUCCAACGACAAAGCAAUCACAAACUGGUCCACAUCAGAUCAGAUCAUGGUACUGAAUUCCAAAACAAGAAAUUUGAUGACCUAUGUAAAGAAUCAGGAAUAUAUCACAACUUCUCUGCACCUAGAACUCCUCAACAGAAUGGUGUGGUAGAAAGAAAGAAUCGAACUCUUGAAGACAUGACAAGGACAAUGCUGAUUGCUAGUGGACUUCCAAAAAGUUUCUAGGCCGAAGCUCUAAACACAGCAUGCUAUGUGCUCAAUCGAGUGUUAAUUAGAGCAAUCAAAAACAAAACCCCAUAUGAAUUAUAUAGAGGAAGAAAACCCUCUAUAACACAUCUCAGAAUCUUUGGAUGCAAGUGUUUCGUCCACAACAAUGGAAAAGAUCAACUGGGAAAAUUUGAUGCACGAAGUGAUGAAGUUAUAUUCUUGGGAUAUGCUUCAAACAGCAAAGCAUAUAGAGUAUUCAACAAAAGGACCAUGUGCAUGGAAGAAAGCAUACAUAUUAUAUUUGAUGAAACUGACUCCCAAAACUCUGUUACAGGUACAACCCCUGAAGGAAACUUUGAACUAGGACUCACAAGAGAAACUGAAGACGAAGAAGUAAGAAGGACUUCUCAAAUAGAAGAACAGGCUCAGGAUGUUGAAACACCUGAAGGAGGCACAAUUGAAGUGGAACAGACGCAAACUGAGGAUCAUACGGAACCAAAUGCUCAAGUAGAACAGCAUGCUGAAGAAGCCACUACACCAUUCCAACCCAGACCUUGGAAACAUCAAAGCUCACAUCCACUUGACCAAAUAAUUAGUGAUCUUGGACGAGGAACAACAACGAGAUAACAACUUAAAAACUUUUGCGCUUUUUAUGCUUAUUUAUCAAUGAUUGAACCUAAAAAUUAUAAAGAGGCACUAACUGACUCUGAUUGGAUCAUUUCCAUGCAGGAGGAACUCAAUGAAUUCGAAAGGAAUAAAGUAUGGCAUCUUGAGCCCACACCCUUAGCCAACAGAGUAAUAGGCCUAAAGUGGGUAUUCCGAAACAAACAAGAUGAGCAUGCAACCAUUACUAGGAACAAAGCCAGAUUGGUCGUCAAAGGGUACAAUCAGCAAGAAGGGAUAGAUUUUGAAGAGACAUUUGCUCCAGUUGCCAGAAUGGAAGCAAUACGUAUACUUAUAGCGUUUGCAUCAUACAUGGGGUUCAAACUCUAUCAAAUGGAUGUAAAAUGUGCGUUCCUAAACGGACGUCUCAAGGAAGAAGUCUACGUGGAACAACCACCAGGAUUUGAAGAUCCAGAAUACCCCUCACAUGUGUACAAGCUGGACAAAGCACUAUAUGGAUUAAAACAAGCUCCAAGAGCAUGGUAUGAACGACUCUCUCACUUCCUACUAGACAAUAAAUUCAAUCGAGGUAAAGUUGAUAGAACCUUGUUCCUUAAGUCAAGAAAUACAGACAUACUAAUAGUUCAAAUUUAUGUUGAUGAUAUUAUAUUUGGUGCUACUAACGAAGAUCUUUGCAAGGAAUUCUCUGACUUAAUGCAGCAAGAAUUUCAAAUGAGCAUGAUGGGAGAACAUAACUUCUUCCUAGGUCUUCAAAUCAAACAAACGGAACAAGGCAUCAUGAUACAUCAACAGAAAUACAUAAAGGAUCUCAUCAAGAAAUAUGGAAUGGAGUCUGCUAAAAGCAACCACACACCAAUGGGAACAACUAAAAGACUAGAUGAGGAUCAAGAAGGUAAAAGUGUUGAUCAAACAAGAUACAGAGGUAUGAUAGGCUCCUUACUUUAUCUCACAGCAAGCAGACCAGACAUUGCAUUCAGUGUAGGUGUCUGUGCCCGCUUUCAAUCUAAUCCAAAGGAAUCCCAUCUCACAGCAGUCAAAAGAAUUCUAAGACACCUAAAAAGAACAGAUGACUUAUGCCUAUGGUACCCUAACUAUGAUCACUUUGAUCUCAAAGGAUAUACAGAUGCUGACUAUGCAGGUGAUUUAGUAAACAGAAAAAGCACAUCAGGGAUGGUGCAGUUCCUAGGAGCAUGUGCAGUCUCCUGGGCUUCCAAGAAACAAAACAUUGUGGCAUUAUCCACAACAGAAGCCGAAUAUGUAGCUGUUGCUUCAUGUUGUUCCCAAAUGCUAUGGAUCAAACAACAACUUAGAGACUUUGGUAUGAAAUUAAAAUGUGUUCCUAUUCUGUGUGACAACACUAGUGCCAUCUGCAUAUCAAAAGAUCCAGUCCACCACUCAAGAGUCAAACACAUUCACAUUCGGCAUCACUUUCUAAAAGACUAUGUGGAAAAGGAACUGGUCAAACUUGAAUUCUGUCCCACAGAAGAUCAAGUAGCUGACAUCUUGACCAAACCACUUAACAGGGACAUACAUGACAAGCUAAGGUUAGAACUUGGUAUGAUACGAUUACAAUGAUAACUGUUGCCCUUACUUACUUUCUAACUUCACUGGAUAUUAUUAAAAACAAAAAAAAAAAAAACAAAAAAAAAAAAAAUUAUUAUUACGUUUUUUUUUAAUAUGAAAAUUUUCUUCUUGAAUGGACUAACAAUCAGACUCAGAUUCCAAAAUCCAGCUGUGUGCAUUACCACAGCCACAUCUGCACACUAUUAAGGUAAUCGCUUGUUUCCAAUACUUGCUUUCAAUUCGAGGUCUAAGUGGGAAUACUAAAAAUGAAUGGAAAGCAUUUAAUUUGAUUCAUCGAAUCUUACAAAACCCGGUGCAUGCAUUACUAUUCCAUUUUUAUUCACUCAAACACGCUUCCCACACUCCGAUUCCCAACAAAAAAACUCUUCCCAUUCCAAUCAUUCCGCCUAUAAAAUUCUCGGAACAUCCCCUCCUUCUUAUCAAAUCCCCAAUUUUUAAAAUUCAAAAAUUAACUUAUCUCUCCUAGUAAAUCGCAACAGCCUUCCCUAUAAAAUCAUGACCCUCUACAAACUUCAUUUCCUAAACCCUACAAGUUCAUCUUCUCCUUCUACACCCAUCAUCACCGUCAUACCUCUUCAAACCAUUCAUCCAGAAACAAUGCCUCCCAAACAACCAACUCCCAAACCAUCAGCCACAAAAUCAACUGCAAAACUCACCACCAAACGAAAGCUGGUCUUGAAGAAGGAAGUCGCUGCUUUGACUCAGGGGGAACCUCAUCUUCCAGUUGAGAAGAAGGUAAAACUCGAACCCACAAAGUUUUUCUAUUUUCCCCCCGAUCGUAUGCUCCCUGGUCUUAGCAUAGAUUUUGGUUGGUGUCGAGAAGUAGGGUUUGUAGAGUUGUUGGAGUCGAUCGAGUCUCAAGGUUGGACUUAUCUUUUUGAGGUUUGUUCUAAAGCUUGCAUGUAUCCAGAAGCAAUGGGGGAAUUUCGCUCAAACUUUGUCAAUCAAAAGGGGGUUUGUAGUUCUGAGGUUAAUGGGAAGCAAUUUAGCUUCGAUGCUGAGAAAUUGGGGUCUUGGUUCAAAGUCCCAAUGUUAGGAGAGGAAGUCUAGCACAAGGGUAAGGGUCUAAUUGAGCUCGGGGGUGCAACAAUGAAGGAAGUUUACUCUUAUUUUGGUGGUCAAGGUAAGCACCCAAAAGCUCUCAACCAGUCUGUCCUCACUCCAUAUCAAAAAGUCCUUUUUAAUGUGGUACGAAGGGGUCUUGUUCCGCGUCAUGACAAACGUGCUUUGGCAAGCAGGUUAGAUCUGAUCUACAUUUUUCUCCUAGAAUCCCAACGCCAAAUAAACUUUCCUGUUGUUUUUAUUUCCCAUCUCACUCACUCCAUCUCCCAGAACAAUAUGAUUGGGUAUGGGUCUCUUCUUACCUUCAUCAUGAGAAAGGUUGGAGUUGACCUUACUUGUUACACAGCUGAACCUCUUACUCCAGCCCAUAUCCUUAACAAAGCUUGCUUGAAUGGGAUCAGCUUGAGUGUAGUUGAUGGAGUCGUCUGCGUUGGUAAGACGAAUGUGGGAGAUACUACACCUCAGGAAGAAGAGGGAGAAGAAGACGUAGAUGAUGAGGAGGAAUUUUCUGAGGAAGAGGGAGAGGUGGCCUUUCCCUGUCAAGAAGAAGAGGGUCAGUCCGAGGAUGUGUCUCACAAUGCGGGUCCAAAACAACAAAGUCCAAAACCAUCUGCCUCACCUAUUCAACAGCCUCAUCUCUCCCCUGUGUCCACUCAGCCUAUUCGCCGUAGCAGCCGUCUCGCUAGUUCCUCCAAGGGAGUACCUCCGGUGUACCGAGUUGAGGAUUCUGACUCGGACAAGGAAGGGAAAACUCAGUCUACUUCUCCCUCACCAGAUGGCUCAAUUCAACUCCUAAUGACCAAGGUAGAUCAACUACAGCUAGACAAUGUUGUUCUGCUGUCUGCUGUCACAUCUUUACAGGAGCUGAUACAUAAGAUGCAGCAGGACCAGGCUGAGUUCUUCAAUGACAUGACGGAGCGCCUAGCUGACAUGGUGAUAGAAGAGGUGGCUCCUGCUGAUGAUGCUGCACCUCAACCUUGACCCCGCUACAACCUGUGCUUACCCCACCCCCUAUAUUUCUGCUAUCUCACAAACAAUUUUAUCUUUGCCUGCUCUCUAAACAAUUUUUUUGGUUGGUUUUGAUGCGCCAAGUUUAUGACUAAUGAUCAUUAGUGCGCUUUUCCUACGUUCUGAUAGUUGACCCACAUUGACUUGUAGGAUUGUUUGCUUGUAUUGUGCUCUUUGUUGCGUUUUCCUUGUUUUCCUUGCAGGGGUGCGGUCAAACUCGUUGACCGACUUGAGCUGCAUGAUGUCUAUCUGAUUGGAAGGGUAACAUAAUUCACAUAUGCUCUUUCUUCUGCUUCGAGAAACCGUUUUUCCCUUGCACCCUUUUUGAUAAUUCCAAAGGGGGAAGAUAUUAAGAGGGGCAACUUGUGUUCAAAACUAUUGGUAUCUAUACAUAGGUUCGACACCUCAGUGACUCUUCUGUGCCUGGCUAAGAUUGAUCUUGGUACUUGAUUGUCAGGUUACAUGUUCCAUUCCUCAGUCAUUCAUAUAUAUUUUAGUUUUAUUAAGUUGUAAGGUUGUCAUCAUCAAAAAGGGGGAAAUUGUUGAUUCCUGGGUUUUGAUGAUGAUAAGCUUACACUCUACUGAUUGUUGAAAUAAAGAAUGACAGGAGCAAGUCACUAUAAGCUAGGACAAGUACACAACGAGGCAAGCUGUGAAGCAACAAGGAAAUUGAGUCCAACAUUAUGAAGAGUACAAGUCUAAAGCGUAUGGACAGAUUAAAUCAUGGGCCAAGGAGUAUGAAGCCCAGCAAGUCAAAUAGAGUCCAGAAAGGUGGAAUUGGUUGAUGACAUGGAGUAGUGAAUUGUUUGACAUUCAUUAAUUUGCAGAAGGAGGCAAUAAACUACACAAUCGCGUUUCAUCUUCCACCUUGGGUGACAGCGCCAAGUCAUGUGGUCCCAAGAUUGCAGCUAUAGUGGGAAUUGGGAAAAUGGGUAGAUUGAAGAAGUUUUGAAGGCUGCCAAAAAGCGAUAAGAUUGAUGUAGAGGUAACGAGAUUGAAGGUGAUUUGCGAUCGAUUUUGCUAUUGGAUUCAAAAGGCGUUCAAAUUCUGCAAAUCCGAGCUUGAAAUUUCCUCAUGCGAUUGAUCUUCACUCCAAUUCGUAGAUAGUGUCAAUGUUACUGCUGCCCCUAAAUUCUCUAUGCGUGUUGCAUCCAAGCAGGCCUAUAUCUUCCGUGAUUCUGUUCUUGUUGUGAUCCUUCAUAAGGCUGCUUCUGUCAAUGUAGGAGUCUCAAAUGAUAUCUUUAAAAGCUUAUAUUUAGAUCACCCAAAAGUCGAAAGUGGACACCAGUCUCCAGAACAAAACCCUGGGGUAAUUCCUGAUGUAGCUGUUUCUUCUGUCGAUACGGAUGCCCCUGAAUUCUUAAACACAAGCCCAAGUCAUGUUCACCCAAAUGCAUAAAGUUAAGAUCAUCAGUCUUUGGAACUUAACCCCAUGGUAGAUGCAAUUCUUAAUAGAGUUGUUGUCACUGAGAUCUUAAUUCCAAGUCCAGGUCACAUUCACUAAAAUGUCAAAAGUGGGCUACCAUCAGAGCAUUGUUCUCUAAAGGGUCUAUGAAUUCAUAUGUCAAUGGAGACGACCCCUAUGCAUUUCACUUAAGUAUUCAACCCUUUGGCACAUGACAGCUGGUAGCAAGUUCCUUUCUUUUUCUUGUACAAGCUAACAAAUGUACAACAGUUCAACUGGUUACAUAGCGACACUCCAGGCUUGAGCUUUGUGGUUAGAAAUUGGUAGAAAUAUUAUAGAAUCCUCAUGGCUCACCAAUGAUUAUUCCGUUAAGUCAUUCCCACAAGAAAACUCGUGAUGUGGUUGAUGAGGAAGCGAGAUGACGGCCAAGAAUAUCACAAUUUAAUAUCAACUUAGGGUCAUUCUAAUUUUGUAAUACAAAAUGUAUUUUUUUUGUUGGUGUGCUUUUCUCUAUUUCGUUAUGGAAUUUGCUGAAACAAACAUUGUUAUAAUUUAUUUAUUUACACUUUUAAUUUAAACAAAGAUUAACACACCCAUAAACGAUAUGCUGAAUCUCUCAAAUAA